Messenger RNA from Dama dama (fallow deer), 6722 nucleotides. It is a transcript of the gene ADCY6, whose product is annotated as adenylate cyclase 6. Gene Ontology annotation, biological process: adenylate cyclase-activating G protein-coupled receptor signaling pathway; cAMP biosynthetic process; intracellular signal transduction. Gene Ontology annotation, cellular component: plasma membrane. The record is from RefSeq and is a predicted model, not a curated record. The transcript has 23 exons. Bases 808 to 4446 code for a protein of 1212 amino acids. Gene Ontology annotation, molecular function: adenylate cyclase activity. Lineage: Eukaryota; Metazoa; Chordata; Mammalia; Artiodactyla; Cervidae.
UGCCCUGAGGUUUUUGCAGCCGGGCUGUGGGUGAGUCUCCGAGUUUGGGGUAGAGUGUGGUUGUGCCUGGGGAAGAAGGGAGGGAGGGGUGCCCUCUGCCUGCAGUCACCCCCCUCACCCCAGACCUUGGGAACAGAAAGGGUUGGUGUGCUGGCCGGCUGUUAGGGCAGAAUUUAUUCAGAACAGCUCUGGGGCCCGACUGAAAAGCUCGAAUCAGGAGUCAGGCGGUGGACUCUCUUCCCCCAGCCUCCCCUGAUCCGAGUGCCUUGUGACUGGAGGACCCUGAUGGGGGUUUUCUGGCUGUGGCGGAGGACGAAGCUCAGUGCCAUCUUCAGGGAGACCAGGGGCUGGGGGAGGGAGGGGAAGGGUCGCCGGACCUCCUGAUACAGGCCCUGGCAGGGCUCAUUCACAUCUGGAUAGGCCUGGAAUUGAGGCCCACGUCCCAGCCUCUUGGGUGGUGUUGGCACUGAAGUGCCCGGCCUGGGCAGCGCCUUCUGCCAUGAACUUUCUGAAGUCCUUUUAAAGUCCCCCCUGGAGCCUCCUUUUGCUGAGGAGGGCAGGGGCAGAGGGGUCAUGGGGACAGGAGCUGGCCAGGAAGAGGGUGUAGAGCGAAGGGUGUAGGGAGAAACAGCAAGUACAGCCAUCCUUGGGGCUGGGGCCUGGCCUGCUUCAUGCUCCAAGUCCCAGACCCACCAGAGGAUCCAGAUUUGGGGUCAGGGGCCCUGGGCCUGGGUCUGCCAGGCUGCAUGGACACAGCUCCCAGAUCGAGCCGGAGGUGCCUGGAUCUGCAUUGGAGCAGAAUAUCGGAUGUCUUGGUUUAGCGGCCUCUUGGUCCCCAAAGUGGAUGAACGGAAAACAGCCUGGGGGGAACGAAAUGGGCAGCAGCGGCCGCGCCGCGGGACCCGCACCAGUGGCUUCUGCACACCCCGCUACAUGAGCUGCCUCCAGGGUGCGCAGCCACCCAGCCCAACCCCCGCCACUGCCCCUCGGUGCCCCUGGCAGGAUGAGGCCUUCAUCCGGAGGGGGGGCCCAGGCAAGGGCCCGGAGCUGGGGCUGCGGGCAGUGGCCCUGGGCUUUGAGGACCCUGAGGGGGCCGUGGCCGUCGGGGCAGCUGAGGCGGCCCCCAGCGUGGUCAGCAGGAGCAGGCGAGCCUGCUGGCACCAGCUGGUGCAGGUGUUCAGGUCGAAGCAGUUCCGCUCGGCCAAACUGGAGCGCCUGUACCAGCGGUACUUCUUCCAGAUGAACCAGAGCAGCCUGACGCUGCUCAUGGCGGUGCUUGUGCUGCUCACGGCCGUGUUGCUGGCCUUCCACGCGGCGCCCGCCCACCCUCAGCCCGCCUAUGUGGCCCUGCUGGCCUGCGCUGCCACCCUCUUCGUGGCACUCAUGGUGGUGUGCAACCGCCACAGCUUCCGCCAGGACGCCAUGUGGGUGGUGAGCUAUGUGGUGCUGGGCAUCCUGGCGGCCGUGCAGGUCGGGGGCGCCCUGGCAGCCGACCCGCACAGCCCGUCUGCAGGCCUCUGGUGCCCUGUGUUCUUUGUCUACAUCACCUACACACUCCUCCCCAUCCGCAUGCGGGCCGCUGUCUUCAGCGGCCUGGGCCUCUCCACCCUGCACUUGAUCUUGGCCUGGCAGCUCAACCGUGGUGAUGCCUUCCUCUGGAAGCAGGGUGUAGGGACCUGGCUGGACCAAGUGUUGGGGGUGGCCAGGCGUGGUGGCACCCCAUCCCACUUCAGAAGCGUUCUUCGUGUCAGUGGAAUCGAUGACUCCCAAGCCUGGGUUCUGAGGUGGGCCUCAAGAGCAUUGCUCGGUGCCAACAUGUUGCUGUUCCUCUGCACCAAUGUCAUUGGCAUCUGCACUCACUAUCCGGCUGAGGUGUCUCAGCGCCAGGCCUUUCAAGAGACCCGCGGUUACAUCCAGGCCCGGCUGCACCUGCAGCAUGAGAACCGGCAGCAGGAGCGGCUGCUGCUGUCUGUGUUGCCCCAGCAUGUUGCCAUGGAGAUGAAAGAAGACAUCAACACAAAGAAAGAAGACAUGAUGUUUCAUAAGAUCUACAUCCAGAAGCACGACAAUGUCAGCAUCCUGUUUGCGGACAUUGAAGGCUUCACCAGUCUGGCGUCCCAGUGCACGGCGCAGGAGCUGGUCAUGACCCUGAAUGAGCUCUUUGCCCGGUUUGACAAGCUGGCUGCGGAAAAUCACUGCCUGAGGAUCAAGAUCUUAGGGGACUGUUACUACUGCGUGUCAGGGCUGCCAGAGGCCCGGGCAGACCAUGCCCACUGCUGCGUGGAGAUGGGGGUGGACAUGAUCGAGGCUAUCUCGCUGGUGCGCGAGGUGACAGGAGUGAACGUGAACAUGCGCGUGGGCAUCCAUAGCGGGCGUGUGCACUGCGGCGUCCUUGGCUUGCGGAAGUGGCAGUUUGAUGUGUGGUCCAAUGACGUGACUCUGGCCAACCACAUGGAGGCUGGGGGCCGGGCCGGCCGCAUCCACAUCACCCGGGCCACGCUGCAGUACCUGAAUGGGGACUAUGAGGUGGAGCCGGGCCGCGGCGGGGAGCGCAACGCCUACCUCAAGGAGCAGCACAUUGAGACCUUCCUCAUCCUGGGAGCCAGCCAGAAACGGAAAGAGGAGAAGGCCAUGCUGGCCAAGCUACAGCGGGCACGCGCCAACUCCAUGGAGGGGCUGAUGCCACGCUGGGUACCUGACCGUGCCUUCUCCCGGACCAAGGACUCCAAGGCUUUCCGCCAGAUGGGCAUCGAUGAUUCCAGCAAAGACAACCGGGGUGCUCAGGAUGCCCUGAACCCUGAGGAUGAGGUGGACGAGUUCCUGGGCCGGGCCAUUGACGCCCGCAGCAUCGAUCAGCUGCGCAAGGACCACGUGCGCCGGUUCCUGCUCACCUUCCAGAGAGAGGAUCUUGAAAAGAAGUACUCACGCAAGGUGGACCCCCGCUUUGGAGCCUACGUGGCCUGUGCCCUGCUGGUCUUCUGUUUCAUCUGCUUCAUCCAGCUCCUUGUCUUCCCACGCUCAGCGCUGAUGCUUGGGAUCCACGCCGGUAUCUUCGUGCUGUUACUGGUCACCGUGCUGACCUGUGCUGUGUACUCCUGUGGCUCUCUGUUCCCUGAGGCCCUGCGACGUGUGUCUCGCAGUAUCGUCCGCUCGAGGGCACAUAGCACCGCAGUUGGCAUCUUUUCUGUCCUGCUUGUGUUCACCUCCGCCGUUGCCAGCAUGUUCACGUGUAACCACACCCCCAUACGGACUUGCGCUGCCCAGAUGCUGAAUUUAACCCCUGCUGACAUUACCGCCUGCCACCUGCAGCAGCUCAAUUACUCUCUGGGCCUGGAUGCUCCCCUGUGUGAGGGCACCGCACCCACCUGCAGCUUCCCCGAGUACUUCAUUGGGAACGUGUUGCUGAGUCUCUUGGCCAGCUCUGUCUUCCUGCACAUCAGUAGUAUCGGGAAGUUGGCCAUGAUCUUUGUCCUGGGGCUCGUCUAUCUGGUGCUGCUUCUGCUGGGUCCCCCGGCCACCAUCUUUGACAACUAUGACCUCCUGCUGGGCGUCCAUGGCUUGGCUUCUUCCAACGAGACCUCUGAUGGGCUGGACUGCCCAGCGGCCGGGAGGGUGGCACUCAAAUACAUGACCCCUGUGAUUCUACUGGUGUUCGCACUGGCGCUGUACCUGCAUGCCCAGCAGGUGGAGUCCACUGCCCGCCUGGACUUCCUCUGGAAGCUGCAGGCAACAGGGGAGAAGGAGGAGAUGGAAGAGCUCCAGGCCUACAACCGGCGGCUGCUACAUAACAUUCUGCCUAAGGACGUGGCCGCCCACUUCCUGGCCCGGGAGCGCCGGAACGAUGAGCUCUACUAUCAGUCCUGUGAGUGUGUGGCUGUCAUGUUCGCCUCCAUUGCCAACUUCUCUGAGUUCUAUGUGGAGCUGGAGGCCAACAACGAGGGUGUCGAGUGCUUGCGACUGCUCAACGAGAUCAUUGCUGAUUUUGAUGAGAUCAUCAGUGAGGAGCGCUUCCGGCAGCUGGAGAAGAUCAAGACAAUUGGUAGCACCUACAUGGCUGCCUCUGGGCUGAACGCCAGCACCUAUGACCAGGUGGGCCGCUCCCACAUCACUGCCCUCGCUGACUAUGCCAUGCGGCUCAUGGAGCAGAUGAAGCACAUCAAUGAGCACUCCUUCAAUAAUUUCCAGAUGAAGAUUGGACUGAACAUGGGCCCAGUUGUGGCAGGCGUCAUUGGGGCUCGGAAACCACAGUAUGACAUCUGGGGGAACACAGUGAAUGUCUCGAGUCGAAUGGACAGCACCGGGGUCCCCGACCGAAUCCAGGUGACCACGGACCUGUACCAGGUUCUAGCGGCCAAGGGCUACCAGCUGGAGUGUCGAGGGGUGGUCAAGGUGAAGGGCAAGGGGGAGAUGACCACCUACUUCCUCAAUGGGGGCCCCAGCAGUUAGCAGGGCCCAGCUACAGAUCAACUGAAAGGACCAAGGUGGGCAUUUGGGUGGAUUCUGUGCUCGCUGGGGGAAGCUGUGGCAGGGGGCGCUGAGCCUCCAGACCCUGCUGAUCACAAAGGGAACACCCCAGCUGGCUGUGUUCAACCACGUCCUCAGGCUGGUGAACGAGGGGAUACCAAGAGGAUUAUGCAAGUGACUUUUUAAAACUAGGGUAGGGCUGCUUUCCCUCCUUUCUUCCAGCUUUUGGGAGCAGGGGAGGGGGCAGCAGCAAAGGUCGGGGGACCCUUCCUGCCUGAGAGAUUAAAAUGGCAGCUUCUCACACCUCCUCUUUCCCUGUCUGUCUGGGCAGCAGGCUCAGGGCUGGGCCCUUCCUUUCCCUUUUUCCUGGGAAUCUUUUGUACAAAGACUGGGGCAGGCUUGAAGAGUGCCUGUUCCACGCUUGCCUUUGCCGCGCCUGCAUCCCCAGCAUGGGUCCUGGGCCCUCCCCACCCUGCCGGCUCUCCCUCAGGGACACAGGGCCAAGGAGGGAGAGGCUCGGGAGACCCAGCUCUGUCCAUAUUUCAGGGGAACGUUUCCAUUUGCCAAAUCCUAGUCCCACAAUCUGUCCCCAAAGGGGAACAAAGGGACUUCUGACAGUUCAGAUUAGCCCCAGUUCCUGCACAGCUCCAGGGAGAGGGGCAUCUGGUCUCACUGGUACUGUGAAAACACCCAGCCAGGGAGCAGGCACGUGCAUGAGGAUGUUAGAAGACUGGAAGGUGGACGUUCGCCUGCAGGUGCCAAAGAGAGCAGGCAGGCCAGGGAUGGGGGUAGUGCCAGACUCCAAAGGUCAGAUCAGGCCGCUCUGCCCCUAUGCACUCUUGCUGUCUGCUGAAAGGGACAAGAGCAUCUCUACCCCUUCUAUUGCCAAAUAGAAAAGGGCCAGGGCCUGGAGGAAGACAACCCUGAUCCUAAACCUGUCCUCUCAGGCCUCUGGUGCUGGGGAGGGACUGUGUGUCUGUGUUAACUGUGUGUGCACGGUGGUCCGUGUGUGUGUGUGUGUGUGUCUGUUUUCCAGGUCUGUGUGUCCUUGCGCUCCUGCUCCUCGACUCUCCACCCUGGGUUGCCUCUUUCCUGUGGGCCUGUCUUCUGGGAAUAAGGCGGGAUGUCUGAUUUCAAGGGAUGGAGACAGAUGCCCAUUUUGCACAGGAGUGGGAUGGGGUGUGGUAACAAGAGGAGGGUGACUGGGGAGAGGAGGUCUUUUGUGCCAAAUCCCUAAUUGCCGUGGGGGGACCACAUGUGCAGCAUGACUGUCUCUCUGCUAGGGCAGGGACCCAAGCGCCUGCUGGAGCCCCCAUGAUCCUUGCACUUGAACUCUCUGGGGUUUGGUGGGCAGAGGCUCAGGAGUCCCCUGGAUUUCCCCAGGUGGUAUCCUGGGACGUGGUAAGCCUUGGGGCUGGGGUAGCAUGGGAUCCCCCGAGGACCCAGAUUCUGGUACUAGGGGCAAGGAGAGGGGAACCCGAACCUCAGCCGUCCCCAUUCUGCAGCCUGAGCCCAGCGUGCUCCAUGCUCCCCAGUCCCCAUGAAGCCUGCGAGGGCUGGCAGGAGGGUUAGGAGGGCUGGGCCUUAGAUUCCCUUCCUGUCCGCGCCUGCCUUUCACCUGCGUCCUUGCAGCCUUGCCUCUGGCCUGAAUGAGUCGGUACCUUGGUUUCUCUGCACCUGUUGAAGCUGAGGCAUUGGCCACAGUUUUGCUUGAAGAUCGCUUUGUCUCAGAGGUGUUAGAGGCAGAGGGGAGAGGGUCCCAGAGUUGCUGACUCUGGGGACUGGAAGGGGCAGAUGGUACUCUUGCCCUUCCUCAUGCCCUUUCUGACUCUAGUUCCUUGCAGAGGUUGUUUCUGGCUUGUAUUGACUGCUCUGGGGGAUCUUCAUGUAUCAACCAAGUGGGCCAUCAGUCACUUCUUUAGCCAAGGCAGGAGAAGAAAAAAGACUAGGUGGUCCAGAUGAAGUCAGCUCCCCUUCCCUCAGACACAGCCCUGGACAGGAAGGUUCUGCAUGGGGUCCUGGGGUGGGGAUGAGGCUGUGAGGAGACCAGAGAGGAAGACCACUUCACUUACAGCGGAAGUGAGUGACUUGUGUCUGCUUCUUGCCAGUGGAAGGGGCCUCUCUGCACCCUGGCUCCCCGCACCGCAGUGCCAACCAUGCAUUUCCCCUGGGCUGAUAUUGCCCCCUUCCUUGCCAGUUGGUGGGGGAGUCAGUGGAUGGGAGGCCCAUGGACUUUGGUUUUAUAAUGUAACCAGCGU